UCCUCUCAGACUCUGAAGCUCUCGGUGUUUGUCCAGCUUGAACACACACAUACACACACACACGCACACACACGCCUUCCCUCUGAGCAGGAAGCGAAACCGAUCCUCGGUCUGAACAGCGGCAGUGUUCUGUGUAUGGAGCAGCAGACCCGGUGCUGUGGAGGCCUAAUGGCAGGUCUGAGGAGACGAGCCGGAGCGACGGGACGCCGGCAGACCGGACCCCCCGCUGCCCUCACGCUCCUCACGCUGCUGUCGGCGCUGCUCACCUGCUGCGUCAGGUGUGCGGAAGGCGCCAAACCCAGCAAUAUUGUACUCAUCCUCGCGGACGACCAGGAUGUUCAGCUGGGGGGGAUGACACCAAUGAAGAAAACCAAAGCCUUGAUAGGAGACGCAGGAGCAACUUUCGUGAAUGCUUUUACGGUCACGCCGCUCUGCUGCCCCAGCAGGAGCAGCAUUUUGACGGGUCAGUACCCUCACAACCACGAGGUGAGGAACAACUCUCUGUCCGGAAACUGCUCCAGCCCUCUGUGGCAGAAAGGUCCCGAAGCCCAGGCCUUCCCCGUCUACCUCAGCAAACAGAAAUACCAGACGUUCUUCGGUGGGAAAUAUCUUAACCAGUACGGUAAGAAAGAGGCGGGAGAUGUCGGCCAUGUUCCUCCUGGCUGGGACCAGUGGCAUGCAUUGGUGGGGAACUCGCAGUACUACAACUACACCCUGUCAGUCAACGGCAAAGAAGAAAAGCAUGGAGACAGUUACGAGAAGGACUACCUCACAGACCUCAUCGUGAACCGUUCCCUUCACUUUCUGGAUGACAGGAGCCCUCAGCAUCCCUUCUUCCUGAUGUUGUCUCCUCCAGCUCCUCACUCCCCCUGGACGGCAGCACCUCAGUACCAGAAAGAGUUCAGUAAUGUCAAAGCUCCUCGAGACGGGAGCUUUGACAAACCAGGGAAGGACAAACACUGGCUGCUGCGUCAGCCCAUCAACCCCAUGCCGAAUAGCUCCAUCAACUUCCUGGAUAAUGCAUACAGGAAAAGGUGGCAGACCCUGUUAUCUGUGGACGACAUGGUAGAGAUGCUGGUCAAGAAACUUGAUAGUAUAAAGGAACUGGACAACACCUACAUCUUCUACACCUCUGACAACGGCUACCACACAGGUCAGUUCUCUCUGCCCAUUGAUAAGAGGCAGCUGUAUGAAUUUGACAUCAGGGUCCCGCUCAUGGUCCGUGGUCCUGGCAUCAAACCAAACCAGACACUGAAGGCUCCAGUAUUGAAUAUUGACCUUGCUCCGACCAUCCUGGAUAUAUCUGGUCUCAACCUGUCUUCAGUGAACGUGGACGGGCAGUCUUUCCUCGGUCAGAUGGCUCCCUCACUGCGUAAUGGCAGUGCACGGCCCUGUUUCCUUGUUGAAUACAACGGAGAGGGACACCCAACAACAGAUCCUGCUUGUCCCAAAUUAGGACCUGGACUGUCGCAAUGUUUCCCAGACUGUGUGUGUGAAGACGCCUACAACAACACCUACGCCUGCGUCAGGACCCUCGACAGUGGACAAAACCUACAGUACUGCGAGUUUGCAGACAGCGAGUCGUUUGUGGAGGUGUACAACCUGACGUCAGACCCCAGCCAGCUGGAGAACAUUGUGAAGAAGGUGGAUCCAGCCAUCCUGCAGGCUAUGAACCAGCGGCUCAUCAAGCUGCAGUCCUGUGUGGGUGACAGCUGCCGUGACAUCAAGUAAAGAAGAGGCAGUAAACCACAGCACUGCAGCACUCUGUCAGAGGAAGGUGGGACUGGUUUAUCUGGUCAGUGACACCUUUUACCACAAGUAUGAUAGCUGCACAGGCUGUUUUCUCAGAACUCAUUUUGACAUGUCUCAGGAGCAAAAGCACAGGUGUAAACGAUAAAUUGAAUAAUGGCUGGACUCCAUUUAGCUGCAUCAGUUUCAGGGUCUUGGUGUUGUGGUGCUGGCUCACUGUCACACUGUCAUGGCUGACUGAAACACUUAGACACAACAGGGCCACUGUUAAAGGAAAAGUUUGUUGUUGUCCUUUUUUAAACGGGUAAUACAAUUAUUUUCUUUCUUGCUGAGACUUGAUACCACUUUCACUCUCAUGUCUGAGCUGGUUAGCUUAGCUUAGCUUAGCUUAGCCUAGCAUGAAAAACAGUUAGCCUGGCUCAGUCGAAGGCAACAGAUAUCCACCUACCAGCACGUUUGAGGCUCAGUAACUAACGUGUGACAUCCUGUUUGUUAAAUCUGUACAAAAGCUAAACCACAAAAAUUACACUCUGCAGUUUUAUGACAGUUUAUUUGCCGGACUGUUUCUUUGUCGGGACAUAAACAGCAAAUAUCCACCGUAAAACUCAGGUUUGACAUUUGACAGAAAGCUAAUUAUUGUCCCUUAAUGUUUUGAGUAUCACCUGUGCUUUUCCUUCUAGGACAAGUUGUAAUGUCUGCAGUGAAAACGGCCUGUUUUCCUGAGCUGUGCUCGUAUAUUCUACAACACACUUUCAUGAGCUGGUGUAUUUUGUUUUAAGACAGAGGAAACUCCUCGCCCCAUUCACUCUGUGCAGAUUGGACUCACUCUGCCGUUGUCAGUCAGUCCAUGUUAGUUAGUGUGUUUUUGUGUGUCUGUAAACUCUCUGUUCUUUACAGUGUUUGGGGUUCAUAGUGCCAGUGUCUGUCAGAUGUGCAGAUUUAAACGUAGCUGCCUGUAAUCCAAUCAUCUCUUUAAAGGAACAGUCCAACAUUUUAGGAAACAUGCUUAUUUCUUUUCUUAGAAAAUUAGUACAACUCUCACAUCUCUCUGCUUCAUACAAAGCUUCCUCCAACAACCGGUUAGUUUAGCUUAGCUAAGGUAGUCUGUCCAAAGUUAACAAAGUCUACCUACCAGCAGCUCUAAAGCUCACUAAUUUACACGUUUCACGUUACACGUUUAUUUAAUUCAUUCAAAACCUGAAGUGUGAAAGUGACGACGUGCAGUUUUACAGAGGAUCACACUACGUUCGGGACUGUUUCGUGGUGCAGGAGUCUCCACUGGUUACCUGGCAUGAAAUAACCUGGCUCAAAACCACUUAAACAAAAAGUUAUAAUGAAUUAAUCAGUGAGCUUUGGAGCUGCUGUUUUCAUCUGUUCCCAGUCCUUAUGCUGAGCUAAGAAAACUGGCUUCUGGGUCUAGCUACAUAACUACUGCACCGAUGUGAGAGUUGUGUCAGUCUUCUUAUCUAACUGUGAGAAAGAUUUCCCAAACUGUCAAACCAUCUCAUGAAGGUAAAUCUUGAGCUGUUUGUUUUUACAUUUCUUUGAAUUAAUGCUCCUAAUUUUAUCUCUGCAGCACUUUGAAUGAAAGAAGCCAAAAAGUCUUUCAUGAAUGGACACCUCUUCAUGUGUCCAGUUACUUCUCCAAAUUCGUGCCUCGGAUUUUAAAAAAAUCUGUUUUAAAAUUUUUAUCCUGAUGUUUGGCUGUGACAAUAUUUUACUCUGAGUAUUAGUGAUAAGUUUGUAAAGAGCCUUAUGGAGGAUGAAGGGCUGGAUGUGUUUUUGUGAGGAAUUCGUCAAGGGAAAUUUUGCAUGGUAACAUUUGAAAUGAACGCUUUAAUCCUUUGUGCCUUGUUAUUUGCACUGACAAGGUGCAUCUGCCUUAAAUGUGAACAUAUUUGCACUGUGAUGAAACUGAUUAAAAAUAAAAUCAGAGAAGCAAAUGCA
Messenger RNA from Toxotes jaculatrix (banded archerfish), 3696 nucleotides. It is a transcript of the gene gnsb, whose product is annotated as glucosamine (N-acetyl)-6-sulfatase (Sanfilippo disease IIID), b. The record is from RefSeq and is a predicted model, not a curated record. Gene Ontology annotation, biological process: glycosaminoglycan metabolic process. The transcript has 13 exons. NCBI's taxonomy places the organism in Eukaryota, Metazoa, Chordata, Actinopteri, Toxotidae. Gene Ontology annotation, molecular function: glycosaminoglycan binding; N-acetylglucosamine-6-sulfatase activity. Bases 136 to 1731 code for a protein of 531 amino acids.